Molecule: messenger RNA, 366 nt
Organism: Dracunculus medinensis (Guinea worm)
Lineage: Eukaryota; Metazoa; Nematoda; Chromadorea; Rhabditida; Dracunculidae
Source: the annotation of a GenBank genome assembly
AUGAGUGGAAGUAGGAAUGAGGAGCGUUCAAUAGUUACUUAUUUUUUAAUAUUUGAAGAGAAAUCUUUUCAGUUAAAUCCGGACGCAUUAAAAAAAGAUCCGACAAACUUAACAGUGAUUUUGCACGGUGAAGAUCAUACGAUUGGAAACUCGCUAAAGCAUAUUCUUUGUAAAAUGGAAAAUGUUGAAUUCUGUGGCUAUAAUGUUCCACAUCCGCUUGAAGAUAGUAUAUUAAUUCGAUUACAAACAAAGAAUGGCGUUGAUGCAGUUGAUUUAUUCUUUGAAUCUUUGCAAAAUUUACAGUAUAUUUUUGCAUCAAUUAGGCAGAAAUUUGAAAAGGCUAUUUCUGAUUUUCAUUCUUCAUAA